UUGGCUUUUCCUUGGUGCGUGUCGCCUCGAAAACUUCUCGUUGUGCUGCUUACGUCGAGACGACGCGACGAUGGGAACUCUCUUCUCCUGCUUCUCUCCCGCCGCGCCGGCGGAGACGAAGAGGAGGCGGCGCGGCAUCUCAUCCGCCCAUCCGCCGCAUACCGGCGUGGCCGCCGACCCCGCAGGGUCGAGCAGAUACCGGUCGGGGAGGAAGGAGCCGGGUGGGGAGGGCCUGACCCAGGAGCAGGAGCAGGCCCUGGCGGCGGCGGCGAAGGCCGCGGCCUCGUUGCUCCUCCGCCAGAACGGCGGGGCGGCGGGGGUGGCGGAUGUGCUGUUAGACCGGUCUUCCUCCGUCCGCGACCGGCCUCCCGCCGGGAAGAAGAAGCAGGCGCUGCCGAGGAGCUCCAGCUCCCGGCCCCGCUCCCUCGCCGAUCCCCUCGUCCAACCUCAGCAGCUCAUCAAUCAGGAUGUAAAGAUUGACGAUUUGGAGACCAAUCACUUUGUUCUUGUCCAUGGAGGUGGCUUUGGUGCUUGGUGUUGGUAUAAAACUAUUGCGCUUCUAAGAGAUGGUGGAUUUAAAGCCACUGCCAUAGACCUGACAGGUUCUGGAACUCACGCUUUUGAUUCAAACAACGUUACAAGUCUUUCCCAGUAUGUAAUGCCACUUACUAGUUUCCUUGAGAAGCUCAGUGAUGGGGAGAAGGUUAUUUUGGUGGGACAUGAUUUUGGUGGUACCUGCAUAUCAUAUGCCAUGGAAGCAUUUGCAUCUAAGGUUGCCAAAGCUGUUUUUGUUUCUGCAGCUAUGUUGACAAAUGGUCAGAGUGCUGCGGAUAUGCUUGCUCAACAGGCACUCUCAAAUGACUUGCUGCAGCAAGCCCGGAUAUUUUUGUAUGCUAAUGGAAAUGAUAAUCCUCCUACUGCUGUCGACUAUGACAAGUCACUAUUACAAGACUUAUUCUUCAAUGCAAGUCCUGCUAAGGAUGUUGUAUUGGCUUCUGUUUCUAUGAGGCCCAUCCCCUUUGCGCCUGUGUUGGAGAAGAUAUCACUUUCAGUGAAGAACCAUGAUUCCAUUAGGAGAUACUAUAUAGAGACCACCGAGGACAAUGCACUACCCCUUUCCCUACAGAAGAGCAUGUGCGGUUUGAAUCCUCCGGAACGGGUUUUCCAGCUGAGAGGAGCUGAUCAUUCACCAUUUUUUUCCAAACCUCAAGCACUGCACAAGUACUUAGUGGAGAUCGCAAAAAUUUCCUCCUGAAACACAUUGUAACUCUUUCUGGAAGGAUUCCCAUGACUAAUCUAUUGCCUGCACUCAUGGCCAUACACAUGAUGCAGAUGCUUGCAUGCACAGCUUACCUUGGUCCCUUAUUCGCAGAUGCAUGCAUAUUGUGAGUGGCCCCGGCUUGUUGUAUCCUUCUUUAGCCUCAUAAUGGAUAUGGCAAUUUGAGUUCUCAGCAUCAUAGCAAGCCUGUUGAUGCCUGCUAAGCCCCCUUGAGGCUUGUUCCAAAUUGACUAUUUGAACCAUUUAUUUUGGUGGUGCUUCUUUCAGAAAUUUUUGUUGUGAGGCCAUAAGCUCUGUUUUUGUGAACAUUGUGCCAUGUGAGAUCAUUUUGUUAUUCUCAGAUAUCAGCAAGACUACAGGGUGGGUGGUGGAUUAUGCCUUCA
Molecule: messenger RNA, 1662 nt
Organism: Phoenix dactylifera (date palm)
Lineage: Eukaryota; Viridiplantae; Streptophyta; Magnoliopsida; Arecales; Arecaceae
Product: putative methylesterase 11, chloroplastic
Biological process (GO): jasmonic acid metabolic process; salicylic acid metabolic process
Molecular function (GO): methyl salicylate esterase activity; methyl jasmonate esterase activity; methyl indole-3-acetate esterase activity
Source: RefSeq, a predicted model, not a curated record